Alligator sinensis (Chinese alligator) is the source of this 9210-nucleotide messenger RNA. RefSeq names its product myosin VA (gene MYO5A). Gene Ontology annotation, molecular function: microfilament motor activity; actin filament binding; ATP binding. The transcript is spliced from 42 exons. NCBI's taxonomy places the organism in Eukaryota, Metazoa, Chordata, Crocodylia, Alligatoridae. The coding region runs from base 24 to 5669 and encodes 1881 amino acids. Gene Ontology annotation, cellular component: myosin complex; vesicle; cytoplasm. Gene Ontology annotation, biological process: vesicle transport along actin filament; actin filament organization. The record is from RefSeq and is a predicted model, not a curated record.
AUCUGCACCAUCAGAAGUACUGGAUGAUGAUAGAUGGCUUAGACUAUAUGUAUGUCAAAUUUGCUAGGAUUUGGAUCCCUGAUCCUGAGGAGGUCUGGAAGUCAGCAGAACUUCUCAAAGAUUAUAAACCGGGGGAUAAAGUCCUCCAUCUUCGAUUUGAAGAAGGCAAGGACCUAGAGUAUUGUCUUGAUCCUAAGACAAAGGAACUACCCCCCCUGCGAAACCCUGACAUACUUGUUGGUGAAAAUGAUCUCACAGCUCUCAGUUAUCUCCAUGAACCUGCAGUUCUGCACAACCUCAAAGUUCGUUUUAUUGACUCAAAACUUAUUUAUACGUAUUGCGGUAUCGUCUUGGUAGCCAUAAAUCCUUAUGAGCAGCUGCCUAUAUAUGGCGAAGAUAUCAUCAAUGCCUACAGUGGUCAAAAUAUGGGGGAUAUGGAUCCACACAUUUUUGCUGUAGCUGAAGAAGCAUAUAAACAGAUGGCCAGAGAUGAACGGAAUCAGUCAAUCAUUGUAAGUGGAGAAUCUGGAGCAGGAAAGACCGUCUCUGCUAAGUAUGCCAUGAGAUAUUUUGCCACUGUAAGUGGUUCUGCGAGCGACGCUAAUGUUGAGGAGAAAGUACUAGCUUCCAACCCCAUCAUGGAGUCCAUCGGAAAUGCCAAAACCACAAGGAAUGACAACAGCAGUCGCUUUGGGAAAUACAUUGAGAUUGGUUUCGAUAAGAGGUAUCGAAUCAUUGGUGCUAACAUGAGAACUUACCUCUUAGAAAAAUCAAGAGUGGUAUUUCAGGCAGAGGAAGAGAGAAAUUAUCAUAUCUUCUACCAGCUCUGUGCCUCUGCAGCAUUAUCCGAGUUUAAAACUCUACGAUUAGGGAAUGCACAUUAUUUUCAUUAUACAAAGCAAGGGGGCAAUCCAGUGAUUGAUGGCAUUGAUGAUGCUAAGGAAAUGGUGAACACCAGACAGGCCUGCACUUUGCUAGGGAUUAGUGAUUCCUACCAGAUGGGAAUUUUCCGAAUUCUUGCUGGAAUCCUUCAUUUGGGCAAUGUGGGAUUUACAUCUCGGGAUGCUGACAGCUGCACAAUCCCUCCCAAACAUGAACCCCUCACUAUCUUCUGUGACCUGAUGGGUGUGGAGUAUGAAGAAAUGUCUCACUGGCUUUGCCAUAGGAAGCUUGCUACUGCCACUGAAACUUACAUCAAGCCAAUUUCCAAACUUCAGGCUAUCAAUGCCAGAGAUGCCCUUGCCAAACAUAUCUAUGCUAAUCUCUUUAACUGGAUUGUAAAUCACGUGAACAAAGCUCUGCAUUCUGCUGUAAAGCAGCAUUCUUUCAUUGGCGUGUUGGACAUUUAUGGGUUUGAGACAUUUGAAAUAAACAGCUUUGAACAGUUUUGUAUAAACUAUGCCAAUGAAAAACUACAGCAACAGUUCAAUAUGCAUGUGUUUAAGCUGGAACAGGAGGAGUAUAUGAAGGAACAAAUUCCAUGGACCUUGAUUGAUUUUUAUGAUAAUCAGCCUUGUAUAAACCUCAUAGAGGCCAAAAUGGGCAUUCUAGAUCUGCUAGAUGAGGAAUGUAAGAUGCCCAAAGGCUCAGAUGACAGUUGGGCCCAGAAAUUGUACAAUACCCAUUUGAAUAAAUGUGCACUCUUUGAAAAGCCACGGAUGUCAAACAAAGCUUUUAUCAUCCAACACUUUGCUGACAAGGUAGAAUAUCAAUGUGAAGGUUUUCUGGAAAAGAACAAAGACACUGUCUAUGAAGAACAAAUCAAGGUCCUAAAAUCAAGUAAGAAGUUUAAGCUGCUGCCAGAGUUAUUUCGUGAUGAGGGGAAGGUCCUUAGUCCCACCUCAGCAACCACAUCAGGUCGCACACCACUGUCCCGAACUGUUGUAAAACCAGCCAAGACUAGGCCAGGCCAAGCAAGCAAGGAACAUAAGAAAACUGUGGGACAUCAGUUUCGCAACUCUCUUCAUUUGCUGAUGGAAACCCUCAAUGCUACAACUCCCCACUAUGUGCGUUGUAUUAAGCCCAAUGACUUCAAGUUUCCAUUCACAUUUGAUGAAAAGCGGGCAGUACAGCAGCUCAGGGCUUGUGGUGUCCUGGAAACGAUCCGAAUCAGUGCAGCUGGCUUCCCCUCAAGGUGGACAUAUCAAGAGUUCUUCAGUCGCUAUCGUGUCCUAAUGAAGCAAAAAGAUGUCCUUAGUGACCGAAAACAGACAUGUAAAAAUGUCCUGGAGAAGCUAAUUCUGGACAAGGAUAAGUACCAGUUUGGUAAGACAAAAAUAUUUUUCCGGGCUGGCCAAGUAGCAUAUCUGGAAAAAAUAAGGGCAGAUAAGUUGAGAGCUGCCUGCAUCCGUAUCCAGAAAACGAUCCGAGGCUGGCUGAUGCGUAAGAAGUACCUGCGCAUGAGGAAGGCAGCUAUCUCCAUUCAGCGAUAUGUCAGAGGCUACCAGGCACGAUGUUAUGUCAAGUUCCUGCGACGAACUCGAGCUGCCAGCAUCAUUCAGAAGUUCCAGCGUAUGUACGUGGUUCGCAAAAGAUACCAGCGCAUGCAAGCUGUCACUAUUGCUCUUCAGUCCCUCCUACGAGGUUACAUGGCCAGGAACAAAUACCAGCAGAUGCUUCGGGAGCAUAAGGCCAUUAUCAUUCAGAAGCGCAUGAGGGGAUGGUUGGCCCGUGUGCACUACCACAGGAGCUUAAAAGCAAUAGUAUACCUGCAAUGCUGCUACCGACGCAUGAUGGCCAAGAGGGAACUGAAGAAGCUGAAGAUAGAGGCGCGCUCUGUGGAACGCUACAAGAAGCUCAACAUUGGCAUGGAGAACAAGAUCAUGCAGCUGCAGCGUAAAAUUGAUGAACAGAGCAAAGAGUACAAAUCUCUGUUGGAGAAGCUAACUAGCUUGGAGAACACCUACAGCUCGGAGACAGAGAAGCUGCGAAAUGAUGUGGAACGGCUGCGCAUGAGUGAGGAGGAAGCUAAGAAUGCCACCAACCGUGUCCUCAGCCUUCAGGAGGAAGUUGCCAAACUCCGAAAAGAUUUGCACCGAACUCAGUCAGAGAAGAAGACUAUAGAGGAAUGGGCAGACAAAUACAAACAGGAAAAUGAGCAAUUGGUGUCGGAACUUAAAGAACAGAAUACGUUGCUGAAGAAUGAGAAGGAGGAGCUGAAUCGUCGCAUCUGUGACCAAGCCAAGGAGUUCACAGAGACCAUGGAGAAGAAGUUAGCUGAGGAAACUAAACAGCUUGAGCUGGAUCUGAAUGAUGAACGAUUAAGGUAUCAGAACCUACUGAAUGAGUUCAGCCGCUUAGAAGAACGCUAUGAUGAUCUCAAGGACGAGAUGAACCUCAUGGUGAGCAUUCCCAAGCCUGGGCACAGAAGAACAGAUUCAACUCACAGCAGCAACGAAUCUGAAUAUACCUUUAGUUCUGAGAUCACAGAGGCAGAUGACUUACCACUGAGAACAGAGGAGCCAAGUGAGAAAAGGACACCAUUGGACAUGUCUCUCUUCCUCAAGCUGCAGAAACGAGUUACAGAGUUGGAGCAAGAAAAGCAGUCCUUGCAGGAUGAACUGGACCGGAAGGAGGAACAGGCUCUUCGUGCCAAGACCAGGGAAGAGGAGAGGCCACCGAUGAGAGGCGCAGAGUUGGAGUAUGAAUCACUCAAGCGUCAAGAACUUGAAUCAGAGAAUAAGAAACUGAAGAAUGAGCUUAAUGAGCUGCAGAAGGCCCUGAUGGAAAAGAGCUCUCCAGAGGUGACUGCUCCUGGUGCCCCUGCUUACAGAGUCCUCCUAAAUCAGCUGACUUCAGUAAGUGAGGAGCUGGAGGUACGCAAGGAAGAAGUCCUCAUCCUGAGGUCUCAGCUGGUGAGCCAGAAGGAAGCUAUUCAACCCAAGAAUACCAUGACAGAUUCCACAAUCCUCUUGGAGGAUGUACAGAAGAUGAAAGACAAAGGAGAAAUAGCUCAGGCAUAUAUUGGGCUGAAGGAAACAAAUAGACAAUCGCCUCAAGACUAUCAUAUGCUGAAUGAGGAUGGAGAGCUAUGGCUGGUUUAUGAAGGGUUAAAACAAGCCAACAGGCUUUUGGAAUCUCAGCUUCAGUCCCAGAAGAAGACCCAUGACAAUGAGCUGGAAGCUCUCCGUGGUGAGAUUCAAAGUCUGAAGGAAGAGAACAAUCGCCAGCAGCAGCUUUUGGCACAAAACCUGCAGCUGCCCCCAGAGGCCCGGAUUGAAGCCAGUCUACAGCACGAGAUCACCCGUCUGACUAAUGAAAACUUGUAUUAUGAGGAGUUAUAUGCAGAUGACCCCAUGAAGUAUCAAUCGUACCGGAUUUCACUUUACAAACGGAUGAUUGAUUUAAUGGAGCAGCUUGAAAAGCAGGACAAGACUGUUCGCAAGCUGAAAAAGCAGUUGAAAGUCUUUGCCAAAAAGAUUGGUGAACUUGAAGUGGGCCAGAUGGAGAACAUUUCACCUGGACAAAUCAUUGAUGAACCUAUUCGUCCAGUUAAUAUUCCACGAAAAGAAAAGGACUUCCAGGGAAUGUUAGAAUUUAAGAAGGAGGAUGAACCAAAACUGAUCAAGAAUCUUAUUUUAGAUCUGAAACCACGGGGUGUGGCAGUCAAUCUGAUCCCGGGACUACCAGCCUAUAUCUUGUUCAUGUGUGUUCGGCAUGCUGACUAUCUUAAUGAUGAUCAAAAAGUGAGGUCACUGCUAACUUCCACUAUUAAUGGCAUCAAAAAAAUAUUGAAGAAAAGGGGGGAUGACUUUGAAACGGUCUCCUUCUGGCUGUCUAACACCUGCCGAUUUUUGCACUGUUUGAAGCAGUAUAGUGGAGAAGAGGGGUUUAUGAAGCACAAUACACCUCGUCAGAAUGAACACUGCCUCACCAAUUUUGACCUGGCUGAAUACAGACAAGUGCUGAGUGACUUGGCAAUUCAGAUCUACCAGCAGCUUGUCAGAGUGUUGGAAAAUAUUCUGCAACCAAUGAUUGUUUCAGGGAUGCUGGAGCAUGAAACUAUUCAAGGGGUCUCAGGGGUGAAGCCAACAGGGCUGCGAAAGAGAACAUCCAGCAUUGCUGAUGAAGGGACCUACACAUUGGACUCUAUCAUUCGCCAGCUGAAUACCUUCCACUCAGUGAUGUGUCAGCAUGGAAUGGAUCCAGAGUUGAUCAAGCAGGUAGUCAAGCAGAUGUUUUAUAUCGUUGGGGCUGUGACCCUGAAUAACCUUCUCCUGCGCAAAGACAUGUGUUCCUGGAGCAAAGGAAUGCAGAUACGGUACAAUGUGAGUCAACUUGAAGAAUGGCUGCGUGACAAAAAUUUGAUGAAUAGUGGGGCUAAAGAAACACUGGAGCCUCUCAUCCAGGCUGCACAGUUGUUGCAGGUGAAAAAGAAAACAGAUGAAGAUGCAGAAGCUAUCUGUUCAAUGUGCAAUGCUCUAACUACUGCACAGAUUGUAAAAGUUCUGAAUUUGUAUACUCCAGUUAAUGAGUUUGAAGAAAGAGUCUUGGUAUCAUUUAUACGUACGAUACAGAUGCGUUUACGAGACAGAAAAGACUCACCUCAGUUGCUAAUGGAUGCUAAACAUAUUUUUCCUGUUACUUUUCCAUUUAACCCAUCCUCUCUUGCAUUAGAAACCAUUCAAAUUCCAGCCAGCUUGGGUUUAGGAUUCAUCUUGCGUGUCUGAACCUAAAGAUGCACUGUCAGCUGUUGACAUUGAGUCUGAAAUCUUAAUCCAUUAAAACAUUGUGAGCCACUGAAAACACACUUUUUGAAAGAGCAAUAUGUAUAUACCUAGGCCUUUAGUAUUGGGCAGCUGGAAAACUAGGAAACUGUACUGCAGCUAAAAAGCUGAUAGAAAGUGUUUAUUUGCAUCAGUUAUUGUUUUUAUGCAGACAUAUUGUUUGUUAUGUUUCCAGAAUAUGCAUGUAGGUCUUGGGCAAAAAUUGUGUCUUCAGCUGCAUAGAGACAUUUUUAGAUCUUUAGUAACAUAUUUAAAUAGUGUAAAUUAAAAUCCAUUCAUGAUCUACUCAUAAGUGAGGACUGAUAAGGACAGUCACAACACUAUAAAUAGAGGACUUAAGUAAGGUGUUUUGUAGUAGAAUACAUAGUCACUGAGAAUCUGUUUUCUUUAAAUCAUCAAAACUGGAAUGGGGAAACAAAAACUGGCAAUAUAAAAUAAUUUGUUAAUUGGCUUCCUUAUUUUUGUCACUAUGACAAAUUAUGGAGUGUUUAAAAAGUCUUUCAGCUUACUAUAUGGUAUAACAUAGGUAUUCAUUUGUUAGUACAGUGGUUUACUAAGCCUAUUUAAUUGCUGCUGCAUAUUGUGUUCUUUUAAAUGUACGACAGUAUCCUUUUAGGCGCUAAAUAUUAAGAAACUUCACUUUUUUAUUAUUGACUUUGUUUACAGUCCAAUGCAGUCCUUUCUUUUAACUGGAUUUAUGCAAGUGUCAAGAAAUCAUCUGUAAAGAAAAAUGGUAACUAAGCACAAGUAGCACACUGGAAGUUAUAUGAUAGUUUACUUUAAAGCUAUCUUUUCUUAAAAGUAGUUUACUAAAAAUAUUUAGUGUCUUGAGGCAAAAUGAUCAAAUGUCAAUCAUUGUUUUAGUAUUUAUUUAGAUUUUGUAGUUUGUCAAGCUUUUCCUGUGUUUGUUUUUGUCCCCUGAAGUGUCAGUGUUGUAUUUUCAAUAUCAUCGUCCAUUUUUUUUCAUUGACUUUUUUGAGACAUCAUCUCAAAUACCUAGAGUUGAAAGGAGACAUUUUUUGAUUGAGAAUUCCUUGAGUAGCCCAACACAUUACUUUAUGGAUAUACUGGCUAUCAAAAACACACACCAAACACUGACUGAGAGAGAAACUUUUUGAAAACUAAGCUUCUGUGUCUGUCCACAUAGUGCAUGCAUGAAAAAUAGUUUUAACAGGUUCCAUAAAGUAUUCUGUAAAGUAUUCUGUGGUGUCAGAGAUGCAGCUUGUGGGGCUCCUGGAAGGGCCAGGAAUUUGGGGGGCAGGGUAAGGCCCUCUGCCAAAAUCCUGGAUACAGAGCCCUGUUGGGAAUGUGUUUUGGCAGUGGCCAGGUCGAGUGUUAAUCACUGUAGCUGCCUGAGCUGACACAGCACUGCUUGCCCCACUGCUGCCAACACUCACUCAACCACCAGAAGUAGGUUCAAAUCUGGCCUGGGGGAGCUGAGUGAGUUUGACAACCCCACUGUAAAGAUGCAGAGUGCAGUGACAAAAUGAGUUGUUAUGGUACUUUGCUUCCUGUCAGAGAGAACGUCCCCCCUUGCAUGUCUCAGACCUUGCUCCAGUGUGGAAUUCACAUUUCAAAAUGUGCAGCAACAAGUCAGAGGCCUUGCUUAACUUUCUGAUUCUGAAUCUUAAAAGGUAUGGUCAGUGAUAUACGGUUCAAAUAUACAUAUGAAAAAAAGCAUUACUCUGUUGUAGUGUACAAUAUUUCUAGUGUAUUAUAAACAUUAGUAAUUUUCAUGUUAACAUUAACUUCUUCAGAAAUAUAGAGAAGUAAUCUGUAGGUAUGCUGUUAGAAUGUGCUGGUACUAACCAGUUUGCCUGCAACCUUAACGAAUAAUUUUUCUAUCAGUAAAGGAGACCAGUGCAUUUCAGUUGUUUUCCUUGAGAAAGACAUAUAGCUUUAUAUAUGGUGGCUGAUAAAAUGUGUAAUAAAGAAAGCUUGACCUUUUUUCAGUACCAUUUUGAAAUGCUUAUGUCUUUAUUUCCUAAAAGCGUGCCACUUUUUGCUUAUUGCUCACUACUGAUACAUUCAGAAACCUUAAAAGAAGCAUCUUAUCUAUAUUUUGGAUGCUCUUUGCUAAAUUAUUUAAAUUAUUUGCUUAUGCAAAGUAAACCAAAAGCUCUUCAUUCAAAUAUGUUUGUUAUUUAAUUUCUGAAAUAAACAAUACUGUACAUUGUCCCCAAAUACAGCAUAAUGGCAUGGCAUAUUAACCUUUCAAACUUCAAAAGGUAAUAUAUUUGUUACUAUGUAAUGACAAAUCAGUCACAUCCAGUAACAGUGUAAAACCAGGAAAUAGGGAAAAAUAAAAUCUUUAUACACCUAUUGAAAGAAAACUGGCAUUACAGUAUGUUUUUACUGUAGAUCAUAAAAUAUAUCUACUAUUCAAACAUUCAGCGUAUGAAACUAUGACUAAAAUGUAUUUUUGUUUAUUUUUAAAAUUUGUUUACCUGUAAAAAGCCUUACUGUAUCUUGUUUCCUUAACAAAGUAGUUGUUAUUUAUAGGUAUGAUCCGUAAACUCAGUGAUUUAACUGGUGUUACUUUUAUAUCACAUUAAAAGUGUGUGCUGCUUGACAUGUUUUAAAGGAAAAUGUUUUUGAGUUGAAAUAGAUGUGUACUUGGUAAAUCAUCUAAUACUUUACAUAACAGUAUUUUACAUGCACUUUUCAGAAGUAAGAACUUUAGUGAUGGUGUAUUAUAUUUUUAAAAAAAUCUUUCACCUUGGGUUUAAGGUCUCUAAAUAACCAUGGGAACUAACACGCAAGCCUCUUUUAACGAUUUUCCUUUUCCUUUGAAUCAUGGUUAUGCUCUUUUAAUGUGGACAUAUCUUUUAUAUUUUAAUUCAUUAUCUAUCGGUAUGGUAGAUUCUGUUGGAUGCUGGAAAAUGUUAAUUUGUCAAUGUCCCCUUUGAAAUACACAACUAACCUAAAGAUGCUGCACAAUAUUUACCUCAUUGAGGUCUAGUCAGACUUUUGGAACGUAAUCUCCUGUCAAAUUUUAGCAAAUUGCUACCCAGACCUUAAUCUGGGAUGAAACUUGAAAUACUUAAAAGGUUUUGCUUCAUUUAAGUGUGAUUAUAUAGUCUACUUGAUCAGAAGAGGAAAAUAGAGGUAUACUACAUUUGUGGAAAGUUGAUUUAUAUCCAUUAACAUUUAUUCCCUACUUAGAAACACCAGCAUUUGAAAAAUGAAGGUCUAUAUCAUUUAAGAUUUAAAAUUUCAAAAUACACAUUUCAAAAAUGCCAUACAAAAAUUAGGAGAGAAUUAUGUCUUUUUUUAAGAUGCUGAUAAUACAUCUGAUAAUAAAGCCUUUAAACAUAGGUUUUCACUAGAUAUGACUACAAUACAUAGAUGAAAACCAAAACAAUAUCAGAAUGACAUAAGCUCUGAACUGUUGUAGUGUCUGAUGUUGUACUUAGUAAAUGUGUGCAUCAUAAACACUGUAUCCUAUUAGCUAUCACUGAAAAAAAUGUCCAAAUAAAAAUAC